Molecule: messenger RNA, 1568 nt
Organism: Sinocyclocheilus grahami
Lineage: Eukaryota; Metazoa; Chordata; Actinopteri; Cypriniformes; Cyprinidae
Product: tyrosine-protein phosphatase Lar-like
Exons: 5
Coding region: 924-1568 (214 amino acids)
Molecular function (GO): protein binding
Source: RefSeq, a predicted model, not a curated record
GAACUAUUGGCUGCUCCAUGACACGCUUUACUUCCACGUUCCUCAGUUCCUAUGGAAGCCUAUGGGAGUGUCGCAAGUCUGUUUCUCAACGGCUCUGAGAAUACCCAUAUUACUUUGAAAACAAAUAAAAACCGAAAAAUAAAUAAACCGAAAUGAGUUAAAAUCCUUUGUAAAUAAGAUAAGAUUGUGGGAUAAUCUAUGUAGUGAAACUACAUGCCAAUAUUUUACAUGGUUUGAUUCCUGAUUAUUUUUUUUGUUGAGUCAGUAGAAUAAAUGCAAUGCUAGUUGGGAGUCCAAGGGUGUUUGUGUGCUUUUUACUCGCGUUAUAAACUAUGGAACACGACAAAGAUAAAGAUAUUGCUAACCUUAAAUUGCAACUGCUCUAUUUACUUUCUAAAGUGUCAAAUUAAGAAGAAAAGACAAAUCCAAAGACGCUUAUAAUAACUGGAUCUGGUAACACGGUGCGCCCGCGCCCUCACUCACAACUCUCUCAAACCUUGUUCACUCCGCCAGCGUCUGGCUGCAAUCAUUUUCAUACCACGGGCACUAAACAUUCUUGCAAACUGUCUAAACUUAAUUAUACAUGCAGACACUUAUAUGAGGAGCUUUAAACAGCAGAUUAGUCAUUUAGAGAACAAAUUUUAUUUUUGAACAUGAAAAAUUUGUGACCUCAUAGGCCCUGUCCCAAAUGGCACCCUACGUUCUCGUGGAUUUAACGGACACGCGCACAUGGCGGCCACGUGUAAGUCCAUAAGACCAAGUGCACAUGAAAUGUUCCAGCUGGGACAGGGCCAUAGCUGGCUACGGGCAUGGAUGUGUCCAUAGCAAAUGGAAAUUUACCUUAAUAAAGCUUUGAAAAGUAAAGUGUGAAAUUAUUUAAUGUAAAUAAAUGAAGCCACCAUUAAUCACUUAACAAUUACUGAAUGAUUUAUAGUCUACUAAUUCAUAUAAUCAGUUUUCUUUUAGUCUCGGUCAACCGACAAGCAGCUGGAAUGGACUGCCCCAGUGAGGAGGAAGAAUUUGCAGAUGCUAGUGAAUACCCUGAAGACGAACAACAAGCAUUUACUUCAGGAGCACAUGCUGUUGAGUCAUAUCAAAAGGAAGAUGUUUCCAAGUUACAAGAUAUCCCUGCUCCAAAUGAAAUUUUAGUGCAGCUUAUUGGUACCAGUUCUGUUAUUCUUGCUUGGGAUAGUCCAGACAACAUAUCUACAUUUGAGUUGACCUACUACAGUCUCACAUCUACAAAUACCUCUACUAUCACAAAUGCCUCAACCAUAGAGGUGGAAGAUCUGUGUCCAGGGACUGAGUACACUUUCAACCUUGUUUCAGUAUCAGACAAUGGAGAAUGCAGUGUGGGAGUUAAAGUGACUGCGUGCACCAGGCCAGUACCACCAGAAAACGUCAAGGUUGAGAGUGUGGGCCCUGUCCCAAAUGGCACCCUACGUUCUCAUGGAUUUAACGGACACGCGCACAUGGCGGCCACGUGUAAGUCCAUAAGACCAAGUGCACAUGAAAUGUUCCAGUUGGGACAGGGCCAUAGCUGGCUACGGGCAUGGACGUGUCCAUAG